Messenger RNA from Bemisia tabaci, 5627 nucleotides. RefSeq names its product immunoglobulin domain-containing protein Bsg (gene Bsg). Lineage: Eukaryota; Metazoa; Arthropoda; Insecta; Hemiptera; Aleyrodidae. The record is from RefSeq and is a predicted model, not a curated record.
UAUUCUAUUUUCAGUUCGCGGUUGGAGCUACAAACUGUGAUUAGGAAAGAAGUGUAUUGCCAUCUUGGUUUUUCAGUUUUUCACCUCGUCAAAAAUGGAGUUUAAAUUCUCUAACUUUGGAUUAUCCAGCAUGUUAUUCAUUGUGGUAUUAGCCCAGCUCCUAUUCGUAGCAGCAGAGCCUGUUGAAUACACGGGCCAGAAUGUGGUGAUGGAAGGCGAGGGUUUCUCCAUCUCGUGUAAGCUGACUCAGUUUGACGCUCUAAAAUGGCUCAAAGACAACCAACAAAUUGACGAGCUGCAGCAUACUAUCGCCGAUUCAAGAAACCAGUAUGUCUUUGAGGACCGUGAAGAAAACGGCCUGAUCGUUGCAACUAUUUCAGUCAAAUCAGCGCUGUCCAAUCACUCGGGCACUUACCGCUGCUCAUCCCUGUCAAACGAGUCGCAUAACCUUUUCGUCCUUGGUGAUAAUGAAGUAAAAGGAGAAAAGAAAAUGCUGACUUUCAAGCAGGGGACCAACGUAGAACUUGACUGCUCUAAGGACCCUAUCGCCAAUGGAGUCUAUGUUUGGAAAAAAGAUGAGCAGACAUUGUCUAACAAUGAGAAAAUCCGCAUCGAGAUGGGGAAACUGUUCAUCACGAAGGGCACCGAUGAUCAAGCUGGAAACUACACCUGUAAUAUCAAGCAAGACAACAAGACUGUUUACACCAGGGAAUUUGAAGUUACAACUGAGCCCUAUGCCAAACUCCACAAAUAUGUCAAUGUUGUCGAGGAAGAGAAACUAAAAAUUGAAUGCACCGUGUACGGAAAACCCACGCCUCAUGUCCAAUGGAAAGUCAAUGACACAUUGUACCCUGCAUCCUCUGGCCGUGUGAACCUGUUGGAAGACACAGAGCGAAAAGUGCCCAAUGCUGUACUCAUUUUGGACUCGGCUGUCAGAGGCGACAAAGGCCAAUAUUCAUGCAUCGCAAUCAACCCUAAGAACCAGCUGAAUAUGACCGCAGAUAUCACCGUCUAUGUUAAAGGUAAAUUUGAUGCAUUGUGGCCAUUCUUGGGCAUCGUAGCUGAAGUGGUUAUACUGUGUGCUAUCAUUCUGAUUUACGAAAAGAAACGCAACAACAAUGCUGAGUUGGAAGAAAGUGACACCGACCAAAGCCCAGACCAAAAAAACACGCCUGAUCACGGAAAGGACUCAGUGAGGCACAGAAAGUAAUUUCGCAGCCACUUUUGACAAAUUUUCUCUUCAUCCUAUCAUCAUGCUUUUUGACUCAUUUUUUUUCAAUUAAAAGACGGGCUGCAAAGGACUCAUUUCCUCUCUCCUCUAAAACUUCUGGAGACCUAUAGUUAGCCAGAAACUUGCGUUUUCUACACAUCCCAUGGACGAUUUUUCACUUACGCCAUCCCUUCCGCGAUCUUCACCCUCAGUCACUUGUUACUUGUUUUUGGUUUAUUGUGUGUGUCCUCUUGUGCUAGCGCCGCUAAGUUGUUACGUUUCGUUGUUGACAUUAGUUUGUGCACUUAAAAAUUUAUUUUCUAAGCGUUGAAUUUUGUUGAGCUGAUCGCAAAUCGGUGAACAGUGCACAGGCAUGGCAGUCAGUAUCCUUCACCUCAAUAUUAAUCAAAGAAAUCAGUGAUACUCCUGUUUUUCUGUAAGCUUAUGAGAUUCAUGCAAAAUUCAUAUUUUACAAAUUUGUCCCGUAUUCACAUCUUUUAGUUAACCACUCAGAUUUCUUAAGCCUUAAAGUUUAGAUGGAGCAACUCUUAUUUGUCUACCUUUGGCCAUGGACCAAAGCUGUUAUUAAAGCUCUGCUGCAAAAUUCUAGAAAUAUUUGUAAAAGGAUAUUUUCCUCUAUAUCAGGAAACAGGCCCAACAAAUUGAAUGUGCGCUUACUCCUCCAACAUACAGCAUUGUGGUUAUAGACCAAUUAUUCUGAUUCCAAGAUAAGAUGGGUUACCAAGCCAAAAUGUAGCUGCAAAACAGUUUUGGAAAAGAUACUUUUCACUUGCGUUCCUCCUUCAUUCAUAAGUUUUCUGCCUGUGGCUCUUCACCAAUUUGUAGUUAGCUGUAAUAUGAUUCAGAGGCGAGUGAUGUUGAUCUGAUCUGAUCACAAUGACCGUUAAGUAUUCACCAGUCGUAGAAUCUAAGGAUUGUUAGGUAGAUUUUAAGGCAUAGCUCUAUUAUUAACUUACUUAGUAUCUAGCCAGGAUAUGUAAAGCGCAAAAAUUAGGUUAUUUCAUUACCACUGUUUGCCUGAAAUGAGUUUUUUGGAGGGGUAAGUCAGAGAAUUUACCCCUGUGAAGUGCAGCGGGUUCCUGUUUUCAACAGUUCCCAGUGAUGUAAAAUGGCCUCGACGCUUGCCAACUUUAGUCCUGCCUUUGACUCUUGACAGCUCUUCGGAGCCCUCACUCGAGUCUUUGCUUAGUCAAGUCUGAUAUUUUAUUUAAUUUUGUCUUUCUUUAAAGUCCCUUCAUUUAAAUCAGACCAAAUUGGUCCAGGCGUAGAGAUAUCAAAGUUUUCGCUCUGGUUGGGCUUUAUUGUUGUGCUAAAGAAAAACGCUGCAUGAACAUUCGUGUGUUGCCACAUUUUUCCUGAUAAAAUAUUUAUUUUUGAGGGAAGUCAUAAAUAUUUUCCUUGAAAUUUUCAGGAAUGUUAGAUCAAAUUGAAAGUGGAAUCCUGAAAAAAAUUCAGCAGAACAAAUCCAUAAGUUUUCCGGAAAAUUUGUCUUUUAUUUGUAUAAAUUUGGUAAUCUUCAAACGCUCAUAUGGCGUUUUUCCUUAGCUUUGCAGCACUACUUCCACUCUAAUAUUGGAUAACUUGUAUGCUUGCCUAGAAUUUUGCUAUUUGACACAAUUUUUAAGUUUACUUGACACAAACAUGAUAUUUGUUUGGUCAUCGAAUCAUUGAAUCGAGUUUUAUAACAUUGCAUCGUUGCCUUUUUUAUUUUAAUUUUUUCCAUUAAGAAGGUUUUCGUUUUCUUCACAUUUAAUUUUCUUGAAACUAUGCUGUGACGUUCUGAUGCAGGUUCCAUCCUCUAAAAUAAAAAUUAAGAUUUUUAGAUGGACCUCAUUGGGUUACUAAAUGAAAAUGGAAUAAGUAUGGCACUAGAACUUUUUAAUUCUAGUAACACAGCUGAGAGUUUUUUUCUUAUUUUUAAGAAAAGGUAUCCCAAGCAUUAGAGUAAGAAACUGGAAAUAGUAAGAACUUGUGAUGAAAAAAAAUUAAAAGUUAAUAAAUGAUGCAACCCACAUAGAUGUUGCUUCCACUGGAUAGAAUCACAAAAUUUCACUCCAACUCAGAACAGAUGGGAGAAGCUAAUCAGUUUCCGUCAUUUAAAGCGUGCGAGUUCUUUUCAAUCAUAUUAAACAUCUCAUUCUUUCCAUUAAUUUACACAAUUAAUCAUUUUUUGCUGACUUCGUUAUUGUUUUAGUAUCAUCACAAGACAAGACUUUUUUCCUGAAAAAAAAAAAAAAAAAAAUAGAAAUUUCAAAACUUGAAGGCACACCCUGCUGAAGCAUGCACCAAUCAGGAUUUAUAAGAACCCAGAUUAGUGCAAAGCCUCCACAAGGUUUUUCAAGACAAGAACCACCAAAGCUAGGCUAACUUAACGUAAUGGUUCUCUCCACAGUCUUCAAAUUAUCCAAGAUUUGAAAGUGCCUAUUAUAAGCUCAUACUUUAUCUAGUAUAAGUUCAUAGCAAUUGUUCUCUAGACUUGGCUUUGAAUGGUUAUCCUCAUCAAGUCUAAGAUAAGCUUUACUCUUUUUCAUACGACAGUGUCUUGUAAAGUACUUUAGCUGCACUUGUGUAAAUAUCCCCAGCAUUGUUUAGUUGUAGUUACUAAAGUUAAGUUUUUAACCCAAAAAUUAAGCGUAAAUAUUUGAGUUUAAUUAGGAAUUACAUCAAUGCACACUUACUUUUCUAUGAAGGACGUAUGUUACCUGGUUUUAAUACAUUGAACUUUUCGACGGUCAUGGCACUUAAUCACUGCCCAUCAGAAUGUUUCGUCAUGAACAACAUUCAGAAAGUUGUUGUGCCAGCACCGAUUUGCAAAGAAAGUGAAACGAAGGUAUACUCUUUCCCUGUUCAAGCAUCAAAUAUCGACAAAGCGCUCAGUUGCGUUGGCAUUGAGCACUUUUUUUUAUUAUUCUACUUGCCGCCUCACUCAUGCCGUCAAAUCUGAUCUAAUUGGAAUUCGUUUUUCAAACUUAAUGCUAAGAUUAAAAUGGCACCAACACAACUGCGGGUGGUCUAGUGCAAGAGCAUAUCCUCGUUUCACUUUCUUUGAUGGAUGUGUAUUCUUUUUUUAAUUUUUUUUUCUCUCAAAGCAAUCCAAGAUGACUUACAAACAGUCAUAGAGCUUGUAGUUUCAUGUCAUCUUCUUGAAUUUCGAGGUUCCUUAAGCUAUGAACAAUUUACUGGUUCAUACUCAUCGUUAGCAGAAUUGGCAGGUCGAAUUUAAAUUAAAAUUUAUGGAUUGACACAAGAGUAAACCGCAGCCUAUUGUUUUGAAGUUGCUCAGGUAACAGAACUUAGCAUCUGUCCGCUCAUGUGUGAAUUCAUGCAUUUGAUCAGAAUUUAGCCUGGCAAUUUAGCUGCCGGCGAGUAUAGUUAUAGAACCUUUAGGUCAUAGAAGUCACAUUGAAUAAAAUAUGUAUUUAAACAGCGGGAAAGGGUGACAGCUUGAAUGUCAUUGAAUUGUUAAAUUUUUUGUACUUAAUGCCUCUGAAGAGGUUUCGUGCACUUAAUUAUUCUUGCAUUUACAUGACUAUUUUUAGCCGGAAAGCAUGUGUGCCUAAUUUGACUCAGUUCAUGGGCAUCAAAGUUAAAUUACAAGAGUCAUAAGGAUAAUUCCAUGUAGCCAUAGCUCAGGAACUAAAAAUGAUAAAUUAAAUCUGUAAACAGUUCAGGUUCUAUCUCUGAAAACUUGGAGUUUCCGGAAAGUUCUGGAUCUAAAAAAUCAGGGACUCGUUACAUAUUCUAUUUAUUAUUUUUAUUUCCUGAGAUGUGGACUACAUAAAUCCAAUUUUUCAAAUGGCCCUUGUAAUUAGUGUUCAUUUUGUUCAAAGAUAUUGUUGGCCCUUUUUCAGACAAUUGUGUCCUAUUUGCAGAUCGCACUUUAAUCAGCUGAGCACGGUACCUAUGGAAGGUACGGCGCCAUUGCAAGAAUUUGAAGGAGAGCUUUUCUGAAACUGGGUCAAUUAUUUGUCUCUCCAAAAUGAGCAUUGCAAAGUGCGAAGGUGCUUGGGGUCUUAUCUAAAGUAUAUAAGUCCCUUUCUAAAUGAUCAAAUUGUUUUUAAUUUUACACAAAUAUUGAAAAAUCUGUUGAUACCUUUUUCUCUUAGAGUUCAGAUUCAUUGUCAUCAUUUUAUCUCAGCAAAGGUCUAGCUGGCAGAUAAAAUUGGGAAUUCCCUUUGGAUUUCCUAACGUUCGAUUACGAGAUAUUCUCUUCGUAUAAAUAGUGUACUUUUAACAUUAUUCGUUCAAAAGUAAUUUUUCAAAAAAGCUUCUCAAGAAGUGUGAAAACAUUUAAUUACAUAAUUUAUCAUCUGUAAAUAUAUUCUUGUUACACUGUUGAAACAUCCAUGCUUGUAAUUUUUGAUUGUCAAAUUAUAAUAAAAAUUAAUUAUCUUAA